Molecule: messenger RNA, 804 nt
Organism: Octopus bimaculoides (California two-spot octopus)
Lineage: Eukaryota; Metazoa; Mollusca; Cephalopoda; Octopoda; Octopodidae
Product: cytochrome b-c1 complex subunit 2, mitochondrial-like
Source: RefSeq, a predicted model, not a curated record
AUGACCUACACAAACCAGGAAAUCUGCUUAACUAGCCACUCCUCGUCUUCAAAAACUGACGGCAUCGAGACUGGUGACCUUCUUUGCAAAGUAAAUAUGUCUACAAAGGUUUCUAAGUUAGGAAAUGGUAUAUCUGUGGCAUCUUUGGAGAAUUACUCUCCUAUAUCGUCAUAGCAUGUGUCUAUUGUGGUUAAAGCUGGCUCCAGGUAUGAAUCAAGAGAUAACUUAGGAGUUAGUCACCUCUUGAGAAAUAUAGCUGGAAUGGGAACAAAGGAGAGCACAGCAUUUGGCUUGACUAGAACCAUGCAACAAUCUGGUGUCAAUUACACCUGUUCAACCUCACGAGAAUUUAUUACUUAUCAAAUUGAUUGUCUUCGUGAUGAACUUGAUAAUGUGAUAGGAAUGGUGAAAAAUGCAAUGACCAUACGAGCUUUCAAACCAUGGGAGAUAAAAGAGACUGCUGCCAGUAUGACACUUGACAAGGCUAUCCUGAAGACACAACUUCCUCUUCAGGUGUUUGAGUUACUUCACUAUGCAGCUUUUAGGAAUACUUUGGGUAACUCCAUUUAUGUAUCUGACAGCAUGAUUGGCAAGUUUUCUUCUAAGAUUUUGCAUCAGUAUGUAGCAGAUUACUGGCAAUUGUUGACAUUGGAGUUGACCAUGAACAUCUUCAAUACUUGGUUGACCAGUUCCAGUGCAGUCCCUCGUCUGGCUUUUCUGAUGCAAAGGCAAAAUAUUAUGGCGGUGAAAUUCGAGUGGAGGCUGAGAAUUAUAUGGCAACUGCUACUGUACUUAUUUUAUUGA